AUGCAGUGGCAGAAAGCUCUAGUUCUGGGGAGCGGAUCGUAUGGCACUGUGUAUUUAGGGGUACCCACGAACCCUAAUUUUGGACCUUCAUAUUAUAUUGCGAUCAAGACGUCUCGUCUUGAGAGUUCUUCGACGCUUCAGAAAGAGAGAAGAAUUCUCAGUCGGUUUGUUGGAUGUCCUGAGAUUGUUCGUUGUCUAGGGGCUCAGUUGAGCAUAGAAUGUGGGCUAUGUUACUACAACCUUCAACUCGAGUAUGCAUCGGGAGGUACUCUAGAAGAUCUAAUCAAAAGAUCAAGUGGAGGAAAGCUGGAGGAGCACGAUGUUCGAAGGUAUACUACGAUGAUUCUGAAAGGGCUUCGUGCUCUCCACAAACAAGGGUACGUUCAUUGUGAUCUUAAGCCGGCCAAUAUUCUUGCUUUUAGUACUGGAUCAGGGGGUGUAAGCAAGGUAAAGAUCACCGAUUUUGGGCUUUCGAAGAUUCCCGGGGAGGAGAAUGAGAUCAUGAGAAAAAGGUUCUCCUUUCGAGGUACUCCCAAUUACAUGUCUCCAGAAUCGGUUUUGUGGGGCAUAAUCACUCCCGCGUUAGAUAUAUGGUCUCUGGGAUGCGUAGUGGUGGAGAUGGUCACUGGAAACGUGGGAUGGGAUUCAAGUAUAAGCAUCGACGAGUUAAUGCUUGAAAUUGCUUGUGGAAACCCACCAAAGAUACCUGAAACAAUGUCAGAGCUUGGGAAAGAUUUCUUGCGGGGGUGUUUAGAGAAGAACCCUUUGAAGAGGUUGACAGCUGAGUUGCUACUGCUUCAUCCUUUCCUGGUCGAGGGUUGUCAAGGUUCUCCAUCUGCAGGACCAUCUGCUCUAAUUGGUUGUUCUUCAUCAGUUUCAAUGAAACCUCAUGCUUCAAAAAAAUCUCUUCCUCCUCCUCCCGGGUUUUCAUUGAAGAUGAAGAAGCCGCCGUCUCCAGAAAAGCUACCUCCGCCAGCUCCGGCCACUAAUUUGUGGCUCCAAUCUAACACAAACAUGUUCACUAUCCCUGCAUUUGAUCGUCCCAUGAAACAAUCAGCUGGUGUAAUCAAGCCAUAUCGGUUGUUUCCUAGCUGAAACAAAU
Molecule: messenger RNA, 1102 nt
Organism: Carya illinoinensis
Lineage: Eukaryota; Viridiplantae; Streptophyta; Magnoliopsida; Fagales; Juglandaceae
Product: mitogen-activated protein kinase kinase kinase 20-like
Exons: 1
Coding region: 1-1095 (364 amino acids)
Biological process (GO): protein phosphorylation
Molecular function (GO): protein kinase activity; ATP binding
Source: RefSeq, a predicted model, not a curated record